Amblyraja radiata (thorny skate) is the source of this 7843-nucleotide messenger RNA. RefSeq names its product death-inducer obliterator 1. The transcript is spliced from 20 exons. NCBI's taxonomy places the organism in Eukaryota, Metazoa, Chordata, Chondrichthyes, Rajiformes, Rajidae. Bases 371 to 6505 code for a protein of 2044 amino acids. Gene Ontology annotation, cellular component: nucleus. Gene Ontology annotation, biological process: DNA-templated transcription; apoptotic signaling pathway. The record is from RefSeq and is a predicted model, not a curated record.
GCCGUGCCCCCUCUUCACUCCUGUGCGCAAGCGCCUGUCGGGGCUGUUGUCCGCCUGAGGCGGUUUGUUCCGCUCAGCUGUCGUUUAAAUGGGUUUCGUGUUAAUACGCACUUAUUUUUGAGGUUUAAUAUAAAUGCUGCAAACUGAAUUCAGACAAAGCCAAAGAUGCCCGUGCCCUCACAGCAGUAGGCUAAUCCAACCCCACUGGUAUCCCAAGUUCUCAUUCAUAUAUAAAGGCUAUCCACGUCAACCAUUCGUAACUUGAAAAAGUUUCAGAUGUUUUCCAACCAGGAGCUAAAAGAAGUUCAACAAGCUGUAAGAUUGGGAAGUGACUAGAAGCAAAAGCAAAGUCCUUCAAUUCUUGCUGCAGAUGAUUUUUAAAGAGCAGCCAGGACACCAUGUUGAUCCAUUUAUGGACAACCAAGAAUUUGUAGGUCCACCCCUAUCAAAGGAUAGCCUAAACCUUUCUGGGGAAAGCUGUUUUGCCAACAAGGCGGAUUCGUAUCAAACUGCUGACGCUGCAACAAACAUGUUAAGUGAUAAAGAUCCUCUGCUGCCAUCAUCCAGUACGCCGUUCAGAUUGGAGCUGCAGGCAGAUGGUACUGAGCAGUGCGAGAUAAGCACAACUGAAGUCUUGAAUUUGGAUGCUGUGGGAGAUGUCAUCACCUCAGUUGAUGAACACAGAGUGUCUGAUCUUCAAGAGUCUUCACAGAACAGCAGCAACUCUGAGCCCCUUCCAACUCAAACAAACAGGAAAUCCCCCCGUCUCCACACACCAGUAGCCAUAGAGGAGACAAAAGAGGAUGAAAACAAAGAUCAGUCUCCAAAAAUUAUCCACCCAACCAGUAAAGAAUUUAAAAAGACAUGGGGAUUCCGACAAACAACUAUUGCAAAGCGUGACAACGCUGUAGAUGCGGAGAACUCUGACACUGCUCUAAGUGAGAGUUCAGACCAAUUAUCUUCACUUAGAAGGAGUAGACGACAGACUCAGCGAUCUGCACGGGUUCAAGAAUUUAUUUCGGCAGCUCAAAAACGUUAUCGCCGAAUGACGGACUUUGAAGGCGGUGAAUUUGGCUCCAUUGCAGCUUGUGAGGCAGGAACAGGUUCUGAUGGUAGCGCAGAAAUUGACGAAAAGCCUAUUGGAUUGCUGAACCUGGGUUCUGGUAAUACUGAAGCAAUGAAUGAAGUGGCCAACUCUGAUGAGGACAACAGCACCAAUAGUGACAGUGAUGAACUUACUUUAAAGGAGCUCCAGAAUCAGUUGAGAAAGCGACGUGAUCAGGAACAGUCUGGUUCACCACAGAGUAAACAGAAAGUACAGGAAAAGAGUACAGAAGAAAAUAAAGUCAAAAAUGAAUCAAAGUCACUUGGCACUACCAAAACUAAAAAGCAAAUAAUUAUCCCUACAAAAAAAGGUGCUAAAAGUGAAAAAGAAUCCACAUCACAAUCUGGGGCUCCUUCAGAGAGUGAAGAUGAAGGCUCAGUUGCCCAAUCAGAUAAUGGCUACAAUGACCCUGAUAAACUGUAUUGUAUAUGUCGACAACCACACAGCAACAGGUUUAUGAUUUGCUGUGAUCGUUGUGAAGAAUGGUUCCAUGGUGACUGCGUGGGAAUUACAAUGGCCAGAGGACGCUUAUUGGAACGCAACGGAGAGGACUAUAUCUGUCCUGAUUGUAGUCCUUCUCCAAAAGAUUCAGAUACCACAGAAAUGAAGCCUGGCCAACAGGAAAGUAAACCAGUCCGUGUAGGCACUGAUGAGCAAAACGCUGCAGCUGGAAAACGAGAUGGAAGCACCACCGCUGACCAGGGAAUAAAGGGCAGGAUUGAGAAAGCAGCUAAUCCAAGUGGCAAGAAGAAAAUCAAAAUAUUUAAACUGGCAGUUAAUGUUGCAGCAGUACCAAAAUGUAUUGGGCCGGGGUGUGGCAACCUCGCCUCUACUGACUCAGUGUACUGUAGCAAUAAUUGUAUCCUCAAACAUGCCGCAGCCACUAUGAAAUCACUCAGCCAAGCCAAGGACCAGAAACAAAAACCAAAAGAGAAAGGAAAAUCAAAGCCUGAAAAGCUGACUUCAUCCAAGUCCUCGGCAGAGGCGAGUUUGAAACCACUUACAGCUGGUCCACACAAAUCCGAAGAACUAAAUACAAUGGAAAUGCCGACCAAGAAAUCGGUAGUAUUAGUCCAUAAGAACCCCAUGCCAUCACUAAAGGAAACUGUAUCGAGCACUGGUGCAGGGACAUGGACGAUUGAUCAUAAUUACAACGCUGCUAAACCAGAAAAGAAUGUGAUAUCAACUUCCGUUUUUUACGAAUCGUUUCAACAAGAGGGCUCAGCUGACAAGAGAACCAAUUCUGCUUCAGUGGAUGAACAACCCAAUGCAAGUGUGCAAGCUACGUCCUCUAAACCAUCAAUUACAACAGUGAAACAGUCAGUCAAUACAGUGGAGCAUCGUGCUGUAACUAAACGACCUAUUUCUGCAACUCAACAACUUGCUGUUUCUAAACAUAAGGCUUUGUCCAAACAGACAAUUUUAUCUAAGUUGCAAGUUUCAUCGAAGUAUCCAAUUUUGUCUAAGCAGCAGUCUUCAUACCGAAUACCAAUGAAGCAUUCUGCUCCCACAGCAAAACAGUCAGUGCAUCUAAGUGAACAGUCUCUGGCAAAAAGAUCAGGGGAUAAGCAACAGUCAAACCCUGUUGUGAAAAACACCAAUCAGUUAUCCAACUCUCAGAUCCGCCAAAACAUCCGACGCUCGUUAAAGGAGAUCCUUUGUAAAAGGGUGAAUGAUUGUGACGAUCUUCGUGUAACUGAAGACACAAUAGGAAAGAUAGCAGUGAAUGUUGAAAAAGAGCUUUUCACCCUGUUCCAAGACACUCACAGCAAGUACAAGAGCAGAUACCGGAGUAUUAUGUUCAAUUUGAAGAACCCCAGGAACCAGGGACUCUUUCGGCGUGUUGUACGAGAAGAGAUUGUUCCUUUCCAUUUGGUACGUAUGAGUCCUGAAGAAAUAGAAUCAAAGGAACUGGCAGUUUGGGGAGAACAGGAGAGCAGAACUGCACAGGAAAGAUUGCAGCGUGAAACCAAAGGAACAGCCUCCCGGGCAGCGAACACACAUGAAGUUGAUAUGGAGGAGGCACCACCCAUGUCAGAUGCUGAUGAGCAAGAAGAUGCACACCCUACUCAGAAGACCAAUCUCCCGCUACCUGACAUCUUCAACAGCAUGCUUAAAGACACGACAAAUGAACAUCGAGCCCACCUGUUUGAUCUGAACUGCAGAAUCUGUACAGGUAAAGUUCAAGUCUCGGACGAUGAACCAGUGCCUAAAAAGCCAAAAGUGAUAGCCAGAAAACCAGAACCAAAAGCAAAACCAAGAGCCAACGUGAGGCAGCAGCAAGAACAGGACCAACGAACAUUGACUGCUUCACCACCGAGUGAGCAGCCUGCUACAACCCAAGAAAUGACUCCUCUUUCCAAAGCAUCAGAAGGCCUGCCAACUACCAAUGUGGUUACUACACAGCUCGCUUCAAAACCUGUCCGCAGUUCCUUCAUGUCACCAGUCAAUAAUCCAACCUGGGCUGCUGUGGCCAACCCACCAUCCACCAUUGUAGUUUCCAGUCUUAGUGUCCCAAAGACUAUAUUUUCAUCUUCAACGCCAACUGCAGUUUCUGGGACAGUGAGAACUGUUAAAAAAGGGGAAGAGGAUUUACCAAAAUCCAUCCUGACAUCUGCAGUUCCAAAAUCUAUACUGUCAAAACCAUCAGGGACACCUGAGCAAAAGUACAGAGUAUCAACAGCAAGAGUUUCGGAAUCAAAAACUCAAGUGGAAUUGGAUACUUCAUUAUUUCUUUCUCACCUGGAUGCAAUUUGGAAAGGAUUCAUUAACAUGCAUGGUGUUGCAAAAUUUGUUACUAAAGCUUUUCCAGUCUCUGGAUCUAUUGACUAUCUUGUAGAGGACUUGCCAGACACAAUUCAUAUUGGUGGCAGAAUUUCACCCCAUACAGUAUGGGAUUAUGUAGGAAAACUGAAGUCAUCUCUCUCCAAGGAAGUCUGUCUCAUUCGUUUUCACCCAGCCACGGAGGAAGAGGAGGUCACCUACAUCUCGCUGUACUCCUACUUCAACAGUCGCGGGCGUUUUGGCGUAGUGGCAAAUAACGCCAGACACAUCAAGGACCUCUAUCUAAUUCCGCUUGCUGCUAAUGACCCGAUUCCUUCCAAAUUAUUACCUUUUGAGGGCCCAGGUUUGGAAAAGAGUCGACCCAAUCUCAUCCUGGGGCUGGUCAUCCGGCAGAAGGCCAAGAGGCGGCAGCAAGACCUCGAGCCCGCCAGCCUCCCCGAGUCCGAGAAGCCUGAAGCCACCAGCUCGGAGGAGAAAAGGAGUCGGCUCUCUGUGGCUGAGGAGAUGGAGGUGCAACGUUACACCGCGUCCAUGGUCAGAGAGAGCAAGCUCGCCAAACCCCACGCGUUGCCCGGAGAGCCGGACGCCUCAACCCCUCCUCAGGUCUCCCCACCCGCCGAGCUCCGCGGGGAAUCGGUCCCACCACUGGCCAAGGUCCACAACGCGAGCACCGCCGCCCCGACUCAACCACCGGCCGGCGCCAACUCGACGGCCGCGCCCGGCGGCUCCGCGUCCAAAGUGGCCAACCCCCUCCAACACAUCCUCCAGACUCUCUUCGGUGGCAAGAAAACCUUCGACAAAGCCAAGGACUCUCCCGACUCUGCGGGCUCCACCCCGGAGCCAGAAGCGGGCGCCUCCUCCACCCCACUGAUAGACCCCAUCGUCCAACAGUUUGGGCAACUGAAAGAAGACAAGGCGGAGCCCGAGGUGGAGGACGAUGACAACCGGCCCUAUGACCCAGAGGAAGAGUACAAGCCCGAGGCCGAGAAGGUCUACGACCUCGAGGAUGCAUACGACCCGGCCGACGAGACCAUCCUGGAGGAAGCCAUGGUGACUGUGGUCGGGGGCGCGGUUCCAACCAUGGACUCCAAGAACAACGGCGCGGCCCCCGAUCUCUACCUCCCACCGCUCUCCGUCUCCUCGUCCAUCCAGGAACAGCAGAAAAUGCUGGAUACCUUGAACAAGCAGAUCGAGGAGCAAACGCGCCAGCUGGAAGAGCAGGAAGAGGCGCUGAGGCAGCAGCGGGCGGCCGUCGGGGUCUCCAUGGCUUGUUUCUCAGUUUCGGACGCUUUGAUGUCUCCGCCGCCCAAAUCUUCCCACAAAUCCGACCCGUUCGACAUGUCGGAGGCGGCCAAAGGACAGCUUCCUGGCCCCGAAUCCACCCCCUCCUCCUCCGCGGGACCAUCUCAAGUGAUUGACCAGCGCCGGGACCCCCGGCAAGCCGCCGUUAGGAGAGCGAUCCCCAACCAGCUCCCGGGCGCCCGGAAGGAGGUGCUCGGGGAAAGCGCACCCGCUCCGGCUGACCAGCUACUCGCUCCUACUUACAGCAGCCCCAGUAUCCAAGUCGCGGCGCCCACCGUCGGGGCUAGACUUCUCCAGGAGCCCGCGGCGCCCGCCCCCCAGACGGGCGGGGAUGUCCCGGCCCCUGGUGGGAUCUCGGUGCAGCCGCCGGUCUCUCUGGAAACGAUGCCGGCGCCGGUGUGCGCGCCCCAAACGCUGGCUUUGGUGGACCAGGUGCAAGUCGUCCAACCUCCGACCAAAGGUCUCCUUCCCACCCCAAUUCUCCCACCCCUCCUGGGACCCACGUUCGCCAACGCCGGCUGCUUCCCCUCGCCUGUCCGUGGACCCCAGAGCUUCGGGAACAAGCAGGACAACUUCCACUCUUCCGCCAUGCAGCAAGCGAUGGGACCUUACCCAAACUUCCAGCAUCCUAACAACCAGCCCGACUUCAACCGGGAGACGCGACCUCCGUUCCAGCAGCAGAAGCCACCGUCGCAUUUCACAAGAGGAGCUCCGGGCCCCCGGUACCGCUUCCAAGGGCAGCAGCACCUUGGCUACGGCAACCAACCUCCCCACCCCGUGGGCAACCAUUCCCCGUCUCCCCAUGAACCGCCCCCGGUUCAACCUGGUUCGGCACAGCUCCCGGAGACCGAGGGACAGCGCCCAGGGGCGGCACAAUCUCGGCAGACCACGGCCCGGGAUCGUGAGCGACCCAGGGGUCACCGAGAGAGAUCCCGGGACAGACAGGAAUGUCCCCCGUCCGAGUCUCGCUACGGGCCGGAGCGAGGAGACGCUCGCCACCCGGCCGAGCGGUUCCGCAGGGGAGCAGAUGACAGACGGAGAGACAGGGAGCGAGAUUAUGGGCGACCGUGGGAGCGGGACAGAGACCGGGAGUGGGACAGGAGCAAAGAGCGCGAUCGAAGCAGGAACCGGGAGCGGGAACACGAGCGGGACCGGGAGCGUUACAGGAGGAGGGAUCGGGAGAGGGAGCGCAGCAGAGACCGGGAGCGAGGCAGAGAGCGGGAGACCGACAGGGGCAAAGAGAGCAAGGGCGAUGAGUGCAAGAAAGCGGCGAGCGAACCCUCUGCUCCCAACAACAUCAAGCCCGAGUCGUGAGGCGUCCAGGGCGAGAUUGAGUGACUGAUGCCGGGUCUGUUCACCCGCGCCGGUGGGGAUAUGGACCAGAGUCCGAGCGGGCGACGACCCGACACGCUGGACAACUCAGGACUCCGGGGACCGGUUAUCAACUUUGCUCCCGGCCCAACCAGCCUUUCGCACUUUUCCCCCCCUACAUUUUAUCAGACCACGGUUCUAGAUUUUAAGCGGUCCCGAGCCGAUACAAUCCUUUUUUUGUUUGUUUUGAUAACUGUUCUGAUAUCACGUGGCCGUACGCCGCGUUUCCCGGGUACAGAUACACCUAAGCUCAAGACUUGUCGGCGAGAUGCUUUAUCCUGGACCCGCCACCACCUUCCCCUCAUGGAGGCGAGACCAGCGUUGACGGGGCACCACUGGAUUUCAGGACGUUUGCCCGGCCAUGUCUCCCCGAAUGGUGACCCCAGGGACGGAUGUGUUACCCAAACCAGAGUGGCCGCGGUAGAAGGGACAGUGUGGGCUCCAAGGGGAAAUUCCAUCUCCAUUCUCUGUACCUCUUCAGUAAUCUCUGUUCCCAGAGCUAGAGUUAAAUAUAUUUUUAAACGGUGGUGGUGGGGGGCGAGAGAGAACAAACUGCGGCGCCGAAUAUGAAUGAAAUAUUUUCGUCGUUUGAUAUUGGUGUUCAUUGUGGUUUGCUGGUGAUUCCGGCUGGUGUCCGUGUAGUUGGCAUGAAGGGUUUUUUCACUGCACCUGUCCUCGCGGCCACCUGUUGGAGAUGUCCUGUCUGAUCAUUAAAUCUUCAGGAAUCCUCCUUUUGUAUAUAUAUGUGUGUGUGUGUGUAUAUAUAUAUCCACUAAGAAACACGCCUGCGCCUGAAGCUCGGGUAACGACAAGAAAGAAGUAAUUGAAAUCUUCAGUCAAACACCGGUGGCGGGGUGGCGUUUGAGAAUGGGUUUGUAAAACGUUUCUGAAAAGCUCAUUUCGAACGUCUGAGCCCGUGGAUUCGAGACUCUCCAUCCUGUGUGUGUGUGGGGGGGGGGGGGUUCUAAAGAAAAAACCCUCUGAAAUUUAAAAUUCCCAUCAUUUCAAAAUGACAACUUAUUGUCGAUAUGCAGUGUGGUUUUGUUUUUUUCCCCCUCGCCACCUUUCACUACUCGCAGAUACUUUCUGUCAGCGUCGUGUUGCCCCAAUUCUGAGUAUGUUCGGGUCCUAACCUAAGAUCACACUAACUUCAUUUUUUAACGUGUUAGUGAAGCCUACAAACGUUAUCACUGGAUGUACAGAUGGAAAUAACCGGCUUUGAUUUGCUUACAGUGUUUCAAAAGUGAAAUGUACAGUAUAAUUAAAAAAUUACAAUUUAAA